AUGAGGUCUUCUGCUUUUCAACCAUUACUAACCUUGCAGUCGCCCGGAUUCGCCGCAAUGUCGGCGACGAGCUUGGUUCAGACAGCGGAUCAGCAACAAGGAAUGUUAUCUUGGAAGCGGUUGCAUUUAGCUCGAGCGAAGCUCAAAGCUUCAAGCAGAACGUCAGCUUUACUCUCCGGAUUUGCAAUGGUUGCUAUGGUUGAAGUGAACUUGAGUGAAAAUAUUCCUCAGUUUCUUUUGGUGACUUUCGCAAUUUGCACCACAUUGUUAGUCGCCGUUCACAUGUUGGCGUUGAUGAUCAGUACCUGUAUUCUGCCCAACGUGGAAGCCGUGAGUUCCAUACCGUCUUUGGCUGCGGUGUCGGAGUCUCCGCAUUGGAGGAUGCAUUGGUACAUUGAAAUGGCUUGGGCGUUCUCGACGGUAUUGGUUCUUAGUUGGGUGAUUUUUUACGAUUACUCGUUUGCUGCUGCGUCGGCGGCCAGCCUCCUUUUGGUUCCAAUAGUAAUCGUCUUCCUCCUCUUCGCUGUUCAUUUUUAUCGGAAACUUGUUACGCACAAGUACGAGAUGACGGAGAGUAAUAUUCGCGAACUGGAAGAGAUGACCAAUCGGCUCGAGUCCGGAAAACCCAUGCCUCACGUGAGCCACGUCCCGGAAACGGCCAAUAAUUACGGCGGAAGUUCCGGGAGUUUGGACCGGCCAGACUCGGUCCGUUGCAUGUGA
Molecule: messenger RNA, 720 nt
Organism: Notodromas monacha
Lineage: Eukaryota; Metazoa; Arthropoda; Ostracoda; Podocopida; Cyprididae
Source: the annotation of a GenBank genome assembly